AUGACCCACGGGUUUGAAUAUGGUCCGGGUGCUGUUCCUAGGAUCUUAGGUCUGACGGCCAGCGCUGGCUCUAGUCGCGAGGGACUGCAGACAAUCGAGAUGAACCUCAAUUCAGUUUGCACGACGCCCCAAGCGCACCGUCAGGAACUGCUGGAAUAUACGCAUAUGCCCGAGUUGCGGCGGGUUCUGUAUACGCCUUUGAUGAAAGAAAAUGCUUCGCUUUGGGAAGGAUCUACUUUGCAGAAGUUGCUUGAAAGGGACAACACUUACUGCAGCGGCCAGAUGAAGACGUUUGUUUGCAAAGCCGUCCAUAUAUUUCAAGAGCUGGGGAUAUGGGCCGCAGAGUACUUUAUCAGGGCGUCGGUUGAGGAGCUUCUGAGUCAUGCCUAUGUUCACUCAAAAAUCGACCUAGACUAUGACGAGCGGGAGUACCUCGUGAAUAUCCUGUCUAAGUCACCGGUUCCUGAUAUAGACGUCCACUCCACUGACCCCAAGGAUUUUCCCGUCUCCCCCAAAUUCGAGGCUUUGAUAUCGUUCUUGAUGAGCACCGAAGACAUAAACUUCUCCGGUCUGAUCUUCGUGGAACAGCGAGCGGCUGUUACCGUCAUGUCUUACCUGCUCUCUACCCACCCCUCCACGAGAGAUCGAUUCCGCACCGGCAGCUUCAUUGGGAUGUCUAAUUCCACAAAUAGGAAAACUAUGCUAGGAGACCUUCUCUCGGCAAAAAUGCAGCCCGACACGUUGGAUGACUUCCGGUACGGACGGAAGAACCUGAUAGUCGCAACUGAUGUGUUAAAAGAGGGGAUUGAUGUGAGCGCCUGCAGUGUGGUAAUUUGCUACAACAUACCGAAAGGCUUUGAGUCGUUCAUCCAGCGGCGUGGGCGUGCCCGGCGUCAAAACUCGACAUAUUCUAUGAUGUUGUCUACAGAGGAUGACGGCUCCACACUGGACAAAUGGCAGAAGUUCGAGAAGAUCAUGGAGGAAGCUUGCCUAGAGGACAGGAGGCGUACGGAAGAGCUGCGUGCACUUGGAAGUCUUGACGAAGACGUGUGCACACGUUUCUGCGUUCGAUCGACAGGUGCCAUUUUGACGGCCGAAUAUGCUAUGCAGCAUCUAGUCCACUUUUGCGAUACUCUUCCCCGACAGAACUAUGUCGAAGACAAACCCGAGUUCUCCUUCGAGAGGAAUGACGGCGGGCUUUUGAGGGCCAAAGUCAUCCUGCCAAGCAGCGUGAAUCCCAAGGUCAGACGUGCGGAAGGGAAAGCUUGGUGGAAGACAGAACGUGCAGCAAAGAAAGAAGCGGCCUUUUAUGCAUAUAAAGCUCUGUACGAGCACGGGCUCGUAAACGACAACCUCCUUCCGUUGACAAAAAGCCGAGAGUUCACCCGAAAGGAUAUAAGUUUAUUACCAGCCGUGCAGAAGGUAUCGGAACAGUAUGAUCCAUGGGUGGACUGGGCGCAUUUAUGGUCGUCAACCAAUCUGUAUCAGAACCGGAUUCUUGUUCGCCAAAAUGAGGAGGACACUUCCAUGAAGUUUAUAACUCCGACAGCAACACCGCCAAUCGCACCGAUGAAAUUGUGUUGGGACAGUGAGACGACAUACACCCUGGAAUUCGAGGCGGCAGGAGCUGUUUCCUUGACAGCUGAAAACAUUGAACGCAUGAGAGCCGCCACUUCACUCUACCUACAGGCUACGACAAGCACACCGCUAGCCGGAAACAAGGACUAUAUCGCUCUGUUUGGCCCUGACUUGCCCUGGGACGAACUGGAAACGUGGCUGAAAAAGAAUCAGGGACACGAGCCCGCCAUCCAGGUAUUCUCCAGUCAGAGGCCCUUGGACCGUAUGGGUGUCGUCCGUGACCGGUCUCGCUAUGGCGAGUUACUCAUUUUCAAGCGAUGGCUUAACAGGAGUGGAGACCUUGAACUGGAAUGCGAUCCGUAUCCUAGUAAACGAAGAAACCUCCUCCAACGACAAACACUAGCCAAAAAGCGUCCUGCUGAAGAUGAGAUACUGGGAUCACCUACCAAGAAGCGGAUACUCUCUGCUAGCCAUUGCACGAUAGACAGACUCCCUGCAAGUGAAACAGUUUUUGGUCGGUUCAUUCCAGUCAUCCUUGAUAGACUAGAAGCCGCGUUGGUCGCGACGAGAUUAUGCGAAACAGUUCUACGAGAUAUCCAGUUUCAGGACCUCAGACAUGUCAUCACAGCCAUUACAAUGCCCCUUGCUCAAGCCCCGACAGACUACCAGCGAUACGAGUUUUUCGGCGACUCGGUACUCAAAUUCACAGUUGCGGCUUCCCUCUUCUACAACAAUCCGAACUGGCACGAGGGCUACCUAACCGAAACGCUGCACGCACUCGUACAGAACGCCCGUCUUACCCGCGCUGCCCUGGACCAAGGUCUUGAUGCGUACAUCAUAAGCAAUCGAUUCACCCCGCGGAAAUGGUCUGCCCCGCUUAUUUCUGAGAAAUUGUACGCUUCUGCAUCGACGCGCUCAAUGUCCGCUAAAGUCCUUGCUGACGUUGUCGAGGCUCUCAUUGGCGCGGCGUAUAUUGACGGCGGCCUCCACAAAGCACAGUCUUGCAUCGUCCGCUUUCUCCCAGAGAUUGAACUCCCAGAGACUAAACUCCCAAGACCCGAGAGUAUGCCCAUGUCGAAGGACCACAAGAAGCCUCACCUUAUCCAACAGGAAAACCUAGAAAACCAUAUCGGUUACACAUUCAAAGACAAAACUCUUCUUAUGGAAGCUCUGACGCAUCCCUCGUGUCCAUAUGAUACAUCAAUUCAGUCCUAUCAGCGUCUUGAGUUCUUAGGUGAUGCAGUGCUUGACAUGCUUAUUGUUGACUUGAUUCGUGCACAUCAUGUUGAAUGCCAACAGGGCGAAAUGACAAAGAUUAAACACGCCAUUGUGAACGGGCACCUUCUUGCCUUUCUGUGCAUGCAGUUCAAGUGGGCCAUGCCCUCUCCUCUAACCCCCAGUAUUGACACCGGAACGGAGACAGAGACAGAGAUAAUAUCCCCACCGCCAAAAACCCUCUCUCUGUAUAGCUAUCUCCGAUAUUCCCCCUCAAGACCGCUACCACUCCACGUCGAACCUGAAUCUGGUUCUUCGAAUGCAUUAACUCGCCACAACCUCCUCUGCCCCUCAAUACUGCACGCCCUCAACAACACAACGGCCUACCCGUGGUCGCUUUUCUCUGCAAUCCAUGCAGACAAAUUCUUCUCUGAUGUUGUCGAGUCCAUCAUCGGCGCUAUAUUUGUCGACUCAGGCGGGGAUCUGGGGGCAUGUGCUGGCUUCAUCGAACGAUUGGGCCUAGUAAGGAUCGCAAAGAGAAUUUUAGAUGAGCGCGUUGACGUCACCCAUCCGACACAGAGGGCGCAGAUUGAGCUGCAGAAGCUUGCGGCACGAUUAGGAUGCAAUGACGGGUUUCGGUUCGAGUGUAGGACGGUCCGUGACUUGAGCUCCGGGAAGCGCAAAACUUUGGAGGUUGACAUUAACGAUCAUUAUGGAGAUGAAGACCCAGCUGUUUUAGGCGCUGAAGGGCCAGAACUGACAUACACAUGCACGAUCUCCCUUGCAACCCUCAGGACCAACCAGGACUUUGGUCGCGACCUCGACGAUAUUGUCGUAACCGGGUGUCUGAGUAAAGAAGACGCUGAGAUCCAAGCUGCUAACCUAGUCAUCGAGUUGGUGGGACGCCUUGAGAGUGGCAGACUCUAUAAGAAAAACAUGGAUUUGGAUAUCGAUACGGGGGUGCAGGUGGACCUGGAUCUGGACAUGAACUUGGAUCCGGGAAUAACUACAGGAUAG
This is a messenger RNA of Aspergillus nidulans FGSC A4, 3810 nucleotides long. RefSeq names its product putative RNA helicase/RNAse III. The coding region runs from base 1 to 3810 and encodes 1269 amino acids. Gene Ontology annotation, biological process: regulatory ncRNA-mediated gene silencing; gene expression; RNA processing. NCBI's taxonomy places the organism in Eukaryota, Fungi, Ascomycota, Eurotiomycetes, Eurotiales, Aspergillaceae. The transcript is spliced from 5 exons. Gene Ontology annotation, molecular function: nucleic acid binding; ribonuclease III activity; ATP binding. The record is from RefSeq and is a predicted model, not a curated record.